Molecule: messenger RNA, 768 nt
Organism: Striga asiatica
Lineage: Eukaryota; Viridiplantae; Streptophyta; Magnoliopsida; Lamiales; Orobanchaceae
Source: the annotation of a GenBank genome assembly
AUGGCCGCGGAGGGCCACGGCCCUGCCCGAGUGGUCGAACCGACCGAUUCUCGGGCCUUCGAUCAGGGCCCCCCACAGCCCCGCGAUGCCGCCGACCAUGUGGACCACGCCCGACCCGGCGAAGUCGAUGACUCCGGACCCGAAGAGGAGGUUGUCGGAUUUGACGGGGCUGGCCCAGCCGUCGGCGGACCAGAACCAGUGGGAGACGACGGGGUAGACGAAACCGGUGAGGAAGGCGGAGUAGAUGAGGUAGGCGACGAACUGGGUGCGCUCGGCGAUGGAGCCGCUGGUGAUGCCGGCGGCGGCGAUGGCGAAGGCCCACUGGUAGAGGAAGUUGGAGUAGUCGAAGGAGGCGGUGGGGACGUCCUUCAGGCCGAAGAAGUGGCGGCCGAUGAAGCCGUUGGAGGGGCCGCCGAAGGCGAAGGCGAAGCCGAAGAGGUAGUAGAAGAGGCCGCCAGCGGCCGCGUCGAGGACGUUGGUGAGCAUGAUGUUCAUGGUGUUCUUGGCGCGGACGGAUCCGGCGCAGAGCAUGGCGAAUCCCAGCUGCAUCGAAAAGACAAGGUACGCCGAGAAGAGGAGGUAAGUCGAGUCAACGGCGAAGGCCGUGUCCGUGAACCGAUCGGAGACGGCGGUGAACUGGCUGCAGAUGUAGCCGGCGGCAGCCACGGCGUUGGUGGUGUUGGGGCCGAAGAGAGGCGCGAGCGCAUCGGCGGAGCAGAAAGUGGUUCUGUUUUGGAGGACUACACAGUUUUGGAUCCCAAUUUAUAG